Molecule: messenger RNA, 2888 nt
Organism: Rhincodon typus (whale shark)
Lineage: Eukaryota; Metazoa; Chordata; Chondrichthyes; Orectolobiformes; Rhincodontidae
Product: serine hydroxymethyltransferase 1 (soluble)
Exons: 6
Biological process (GO): folic acid metabolic process; L-serine catabolic process; protein homotetramerization
Cellular component (GO): cytoplasm; cytosol; nucleus
Molecular function (GO): glycine hydroxymethyltransferase activity; protein homodimerization activity; pyridoxal phosphate binding
Source: RefSeq, a predicted model, not a curated record
GGCUUAGUGGCAGCCGGGGUGGUGCCCUCUCCGUUCGAGUACAGUGAUGUGGUCUCCACAACAACGCACAAGACUCUCCGUGGCUGCAGGUCUGGGAUGAUCUUCUACAGAAAAGGAGUCCGUAGCAUUGACCCGAAGACUGGAAAGGAGAUCAUGUACAACCUGGAAAGUCUGAUCAAUCAGGCAGUUUUCCCAGGCCUGCAAGGUGGGCCCCACAACCAUGCCAUCGCAGGUGUUGCUGUUGCACUCAAACAGGCUAUGACUCCAGAAUUCAAGCUUUACCAGAAACAGAUUGUGGCAAACUGCAAAGCUCUUUCAUCAGCAUUGGUGAAUCUGGGAUACAAGAUUGUUACUGGUGGCUCAGAUAAUCAUCUGAUUCUGGUGGAUUUGCGCAACCAAGAUACAGAUGGGGGCAGAGCUGAGAAGGUUCUGGAAAAGUGCGCCAUUGCUUGCAACAAGAAUACUUGUCCAGGUGACAAAAGUGCCUUGCGUCCCAGUGGCCUCCGCCUGGGAACACCAGCCCUCACCUCCCGAGGGUUCCAGGAGGAGCAUUUCCACACAGUAGCGGCUUUCAUUCACAGAGGGAUUCAGAUAACACUGGAGAUUCAGAGAGAUAUUGGCGCAAAGGCAUCACUCAAGGAAUUCAAGGAGAGGAUGAUGACUGACAAGGACCACCAGAGCAAGAUUAAACAACUAAAGGAAGAAGUGGAGAUGUUUGCGUCCAACUUCCCAAUUCCUGGAUUGGCUGAUCUUUAAAGCAGCAGAGUCUGGAACUGCUGUAGCUAAAGUUGUGGGAUCUGUUUAAAAUGCACAACAGUGAUGCUUUUCAAGCUGACCUAUCAUUGAAGGGAUUAAAAAUUCCAUUAAAUUAAGAGUCUCUUCUGACACACAAAGAAUUAGAAUUGUUUCAUGAAAGCUCAGGAAUCCUGUGCACUAUUUCAGGGCCUUUUUGACUAUUUUAUCUCACAUUUAAGAGAUUUGCCCAUGUCUAUGCAAAACCAAUGAUCAUGUUUCUCACAUUCAAGAGGUGCCCUUCUCACUAUCCUCAACAUCACUGCUUGAUUGUCGCCUGAUGAAAACCACUUUACACUUUGUUACUUGGGAUUAUGAGGCUUUUUACAAUUUAUAUAAUUUGCUUUUACGUGAACACCUCAAACCAGUUUCUUUAAUUAUAGGUUGUAUUUUAAUAUACAUGCCCUGUGCAAGUUCCAUUUAACGUGCCUUAUUUGCAACAGCAACUUCUGGCCUCUUGAGUAUCCCUGAUUUUAAUUGCUGCAUUAAAAGUGUCUGUGUCUUCAGCGGUCUAGACUUGCCCUGGAGUUCCCUUUUUAAGGGCAAAAUUUAAUGGCCCUAGGCAGUGAUUGUGGCGGCAUGGGGGUGGGAGCAGGCAGUUAAUCAGGUGGGAGGUGACCUGCGCAUGCCCCCCACCCCACCCCACCCCACCCCAAACUCAGCCAGGUUUUCAUCUCUGUUGAUUAAGGGUAGGAUGCUGAUGGAUCCCUGUAGAGGCAUGAAUUAAGCCCCUUAAAUGAGCAACAAAUUUCCAGUAUUAUUGGCUGCUGCUGGUAUUUAGAAAUUAUAGAAUCCUUGCAGUGUGGAACCAGGCCAUUCAGCCCAUUGAAUCCACACUGACCUUCCGACCUAGCCUCCCUACCCUAUAACCCUACAUAUCCUAUGUCUAAUCACUUAACCUACAUAUGCCUAGACACUAUGGGCAAUUUAGCAUAGCCAAUCCACCUGAUCUGCACAUCUUGCCCAGCAACAAGAGGGUGAGUCACCCUAUGAGAAAUAAAGUCCCUUUGGUUUUUGCUUACAGACUUCUGGAAGAUUCCUGGUCAAAGGCAAGCAGUGUCUGACCAAGGAAUGUGACACUGAGGAGGGGGUUCUCCUGACAGCUGUAAUCCUGCCUUUUCUGCUGACCACUUUCCCCCAUCUCCAUGGCCCUCAUCCCACCUCAUUCACCCUUAAACUGGAUUCCUCACUGACUCUGAUGGGUGUGUCGCUAGCAGCUGCCACCCAUUGUAUCUGGUGGUACAAUGUGUUAUGGAGAGUUGCAAAGAUUAACUCACAGAACUGUCACAGUGCAGGAGGCCAUUCAGUCUUUUGUGUCUGCACCAGCUAUCCAAAUGAGCAGCAAGACUUAUUGCAAUGCUCCUGCCCUUUCCCUGUAAUCUUGCACAUUACUACUAUUUAAAUAAUCACCAGAAGUCCUCUUAAAUACCUUGUGCCUCCACCGCACUUCUGAACAGCUCGUACCAGAUGCAAACCACUCACUUUGAAAAAGCCUUUCUGUCUCAUACUUGCUUUCUUUUUUGCAAAACACUUUAAAUCUCUUAAAUUCAUUAAAAUUUGCACCUCUCACUGACUGAAAUUCUCCCCAAGGGUUCUUCGUCCCAGGAAAUGCUCGAUGCUAGCCACCUCAACAAGUGAUGGGCAUGUACUGCUGAAGGACCUUCCCCAGUGGAGACCCUUGUUGUAAACAUUAAAUUUUGCCCUAAAUUUCUCCAUCUCCUUUCCUGUCUUUAUUUCUCUCAAGACACUUCUUAAAACCUAACUCUUCGAUCAAACUUUCGAUUAUGUCUUAAUAUCUUUUGGUGUGACUUGGUGUCAAGCUUUGUUUCAUAAAUCACCCAAGAGGCACCUUGGGAUCUUUUAGUCAGCUAGAGGCACUACAUAAAUGCAAGCUGUUAGUGUCCCCUGUGAGUGAAUGUGAUGUCAAUUAUUGUGUUCUGACAUGAAUUGUGGAGAUACACUUGGAAUCAAGCUCUGUGAAUCACUGCAUUGGUAGAAGUGUUUAGAUUCAAUCACAAAAAUGGCCCAUUGUUCACAUUCGGUACAGCUAUCCACAAUAAAAGAUUUCUGCCAGCCUUGUUUAAUGAACACAAAAA